This is a messenger RNA of Chroicocephalus ridibundus (black-headed gull), 3167 nucleotides long. RefSeq names its product A-kinase anchor inhibitor 1 (gene AKAIN1). The transcript has 2 exons. NCBI's taxonomy places the organism in Eukaryota, Metazoa, Chordata, Aves, Charadriiformes, Laridae. The coding region runs from base 217 to 423 and encodes 68 amino acids. The record is from RefSeq and is a predicted model, not a curated record.
GCCCCGCCGCAUUGUGGAGGGAGGGACCGCGGCCCGCAGCCGCCUCCGCCGCCGUGCGGGGCCGGGCGCUGUCCGAGGUGCUGAGCCGUGCGGUGACCGGGAAGCUGUCCGAGGUGCUGAGCCUUGCGGGGACUGGGUUGCUGUCCGAGGUGUGGAGCCGAGCGGGAACCGCGGAGCUGUCCGAGGUGCUGAUCUGCGCCGCGCUCGGGCGGCACCAUGGUGUUCGCUCCAGGUGAGAAGCCAGGGACAGAGCAAGACGAAGUUAAGCUGCAGAACGCCAGCAAGCAGAUUGUGCAGACUGCUAUCCUCCGAGCAGUGCAGCAAGUUUCCCAGGAGAGCCAGCAAAAGGAGAAGCGAACAAACAGCAGUACAAGCCUCCAGAUAGAAAGAGGAAAAUUAACCAAGAAGCAUGAAAAGAAGUAAAGGAGCGGAUUGGUUUUUUCAGUCCUCCAGUCUGCAGCGUUUUCAGCCUUCUCUUUAGUAUCAGCUGUAUUGCUAGUGCAAUGUUACUGUUGAAAAGCAAACCAAAGUAUAAUCACACCUAGAAGUAGGGUAAAGCUGCGAUAGUCCUCAGCUGAGAAAUAUUAAGUGCAUUAGAUUACUAACUCCAUGUUUAUGCAGUGCCUCUUAACAGAAACAAUAACCAUAGCUAUAAAAGUAGUUCCAAGCACAAGCUGUUAUGGUAUGGACUUACUCUCAAAAGCUUGUUGUCAGUGCACUUUCGUGUAAGUUCUGCGUGCAACGUUUAUGUCAGUUCAGCUGGACAGACUCUUCUUUGAGUUACUGGGUUCACUGAAGAAAUAAUUUCCUGUUGAGUGUAGCAGAAUACUUUCAGGCUGCCUUGAAGCGUGAAUUUGUACUUUGCUUUGAUUAAACACGGACUAUGUGAAAUGGUAGUAUAAAGUGGAUUUGCUAAGUUCCAUGAACCAAUUUCUUUUUUCAUCUUGGGGAAAAAAAAAAAGUAAUCCGGUAAGACUGCAGUAACUGUGAUCCAUGACUGGGAUUAUAGACCUAUGAUCUAUGUCUUUUUUUAAGGAAGUUAAAAGAAGUACUGAAGUUUUAGUCUACUUGUUUGAAAUACUUCUAUACUUCUGCAUAAGAAUCACUUGUGCCUCGACUAUUCCUUUUACUUUUCUUGUUACUGAAAGAAGAGCAACUGAUGUGUUGACAUGGAGUUCACCAGCUUUUCCUUCAGUUUUGCAAGUUUGCUGGGGAUCGAUUUACAGAAAGUGAAGGCUGGAGUGUCUUAAAAAGAAAGUGUUUGAAAUUAUUAAUAUCUUGAAGGGUGGAAAUAUACUGUGUCUGAAUGCUGUCAUGGUAGAUAUUUCUCACCUGCUGGGCAUAAAGUGACUUUAGAUAUUUGCAGUUGUUACAUAGAUUCACCUUAAAUAGCACUGCUUUAAGCUGGUAAUACAGAAUUUAUCCUUCAACUGCUCUAUAUAGCUGAAGAAAUCCAUGAUGUUUCUGAAAAUACUAAUUAAAUAAAUGUAGCUUUCACUUUUAUGCUCCCUUACAAUAAUAAUGAUUGCACUGUUAUACAUCUGAAAUUAAUAACAGUAUAUUUAAUUCUAGAAAUGGCUUGUAGCUCUGAUUCAGCUGAAUUCUUGUAGUAAUACACCUAGAAAUAUAGAGAAUCAGAUGCACAGGAUCUGCAAAGGAGACAAACUUCUGUAAUUGCUUUUCGACUCAGUUAGAUGAUUCUCAAAAAAACCUUUUGGUUUAAGUAAUUGGUUAUUACUUACUGUGUCCUACUGCUUGUGUUAAACAAUUUCAGCAUUCUUUCUCAUGGCCAGAGGCUUAGUCAUGAAUAGCCACAUACUGUAAAUAUUAAGCCCGUGAACCCUGCUUGGUUCCUUUUCUUUUUUUUUUUUUUUAAUUUAACAGCACUGACUCAUACCAGAUAACGAUUUAGCUCAAUUUUCUUUCACUUAAAAAUGCAAAGAAGAAUUUGACACGAUUAAAGUUGUUCUAAAUCCUCUAAUAAUGAAAACUGACUUGGACUGCAAGUACACAGUUUGUUCACUUCUAUAGACACUGGGUGAAUUUUCCCAGCCCAGCAAACUUUGAAAGUUGGAAGUAGUUGAGUCCUGACACAUGUGCGUGUUUGUCGUAAGAGUCAUUUUUUUAACAUUAGUGUUUUCAUAAAUUGACCUUUGGUUGAGAGGUAGCUCUUUUCUAAGCACUGUUUGGAUCUUUGCUUUCUGAGAGCCUAAGAAAACUGAUAAUGAGUAAAGGUUCAAUUCUGAGGCUGAUGGACAGGCAAGUCUAGUGGAUGAGGCAGAGGAAGCCUGUGGGAGAGACUCUGUGUUGCAAAAUGGUGUUUGCCAUGGACUUACAUAUGGUGCUGUAGGAAGGAGAGCUAUAGGACAGCAAAAUCCCCAUUUCUUUGGGAUUAUUCUACUUUUUUUACUUUUACUUUUUACUUUAAAAGACGUAUUUGUGAUAUGUCUUUUUUUUUCUAUGUUCCUGGUAAUUAUUUUAAUAAUCUUCCUGUAAUUUGGAAACUUGUUUACAUGUCCAUUUUUUUAAAAAUCACUGUGUUAGAAAAAUAGGAAUUUCAAAAGCCAGUGGAUCCAGGCAUUUGCCACUGCUUCACAUGAGCCUGUUCCACUCCUCCUCCCACUGUGCUCUUCUCCAAUAUUCCUUUACUGCCCUAGCCCUUUUAGACACACUGUUACUCAACCAUUAAACCAUGCCCAUCUUUUUCUGUGCUGUCUGAAGUCUAAUGUCUUGGAAAGAUAAAAAUGGUAGGAAGCCUAACAGAGCCUUAAGGAAGUCUUCUUUGGUCUCCUAUUGAGGAAAAACAAAUACUGUAGCAUCAAAAGCGUAGUUUUCCCUGAAAGCCAAAUAACACGUCUCCUGUCUAUAGCAUAUAUCCCUAAAUUAAGGCAUGCAUUUAGUGUCUCCUAUUGACAAAGGGUGUUCUGCACACCACUUGCAUACGGGAUAUGUAGUUGAGAUCCGUACCGCGUGUGAGAGAACUGCACAAAAGAGAACUUUACCCUUGGCUUGUUAUAUGCUUACUACAUGGUGAAAGCGGGUAUUUUUGGUAUCUUCACUGACAGAUUAUAUUUUCUGGAGAAAAUACAGACUAUAGAAAUUAUUACAGAUGUGAUGCAGGUCUGAUUACAAAUAAAGAAACUCCUAAAGAAAGUCUUAAUACCUUA